Messenger RNA from Vitrella brassicaformis, 3471 nucleotides. NCBI's taxonomy places the organism in Eukaryota, Vitrellaceae. The record is from the annotation of a GenBank genome assembly.
GCAGCUGGAGGGUGGUUUCGAUGGAGACGAAUGGAUCGAUGGACAAUUUCCCCAAAACCCGCCACUCACAUAGACAUGCCCAGAAGAUUUUUUAUAUGAAGUGAUAUCUAUUUGUCCCCCUCUUAGUGCCUCAGCGAUGGACUCUCGGUUGUCUGCGCUCUCAAUCGAACACGGAGAGAAGGCGCAACAAGAUCCAUCGUCGGUGGUGUAUAUAGAGGAGAUUACAGACACGAGUCUCGUUAAACACUAUAACAACCAGGUGUUCGACAAGAACUUUCCAUCUAUGGGCUAUCGCGAGAGCACCUGACAGGCAGGCAUGACAGGAGAAAAUUCAUUGUUUGUGUGUCGUGAAGCACCUCUGUGUUGCUGACCAUAUCAUCUAUUUUGAGGAUCAGCAUUACGGCUUCGGUGGACAAACGGACAGCAGAUGUGUUCACCAACAAAGGCUGCACAGAGACGAGACGCCGACGCCACAUUGUUGUCUAUGGCGCAUUUUGUAUCCUCAGGCACCUGCAGCACAUUCUCCUCGAGGAUGUCGGAUAUGGCACCCUGAGAGGAGAGGGGAGACAUAGGGACAAUUGUGACACUGACUGCGCGCCUACCUUUCGCACGUUGACUCCUGCAUGUUUCUCGCCCGCUGCAUGUCGGUUGCGCAGCUCAGUGACGAUCUCGAUGGGAUUCAGACCAGCGUUCUCGGCCAGAGUGUAGGGAAUCACCUACAGACGCAUCCGCAGUGAGAAUGCUGUUCACACAGGGUGUCAGCCCACUCGAGUUCGGGUACCUCGAGGGCGUCAGCGAAUGCUUUGACGCAGAGGGAUUGGACACCAGGCAGGCUGCGGCCCCUGAGGGCACGGUGAAGAGCAGGAUAGACACGAUGCGAAUUGCGUCAGUCAACAGUGUCUCCCGAACCAUUCAUUGAGUUUCUGCGAUAGCUCCAUUUCGGGGGCUCCACCGCCAGGAAUCAGCGCCCUAGACACGCGAGGCGGGCACUUGCUUGCAGAAUCAGAGCACUCGAGCGCGGCUGUAUCAGGUGAUGCUUACUUUUCCUUGACUAGACUGCGGACGACACACAGGGCGUCGUGGAGGGAACGCUCAGCCUCGUCGAGGGUCUGAGGAACCAGACACGGAAAGGACAAAGAUGCCACGUCCGCAAGCAGGUAUAGGCUGUCUUGCUUUCUCUACCCCUCUCCGCACCAGUUGGUUUGAGGCCCUGAUGAGGACGCUGACGGUUCCCUUGCCUUUGACCCCCGUGACCCUCGCGAUCUUGCCCUCGCCGCCAACAUCCUCCUCACACACCUGCACAACACGAAACCGACGCAACACGUCGUACAUGAAUAGAUGGACGGCAGCUACGAUACGAAAGUACCAUGUCUGCAUGGCCCAGCUUGUCGCUCGUGAAGGCAUCGAGGGACGCUACAGGCUCGCAGCCGAGCGUCUGAGACAAAGGCCCAAGUGGAAUUCCGUGGACAAUGCUUGUCUUCUGUGUGCGUUGGUUGACCCUGCAUAUGAACUCAACAUCCUCUCGCUCGAUGUCCUGCACGACGAGGAUCUUUGCCUUGGCCAAAUAAUCCAACGACAUGUCCUGGACAUUCCAACACACAAGAGGAAGAACACUCACCUCACCCACACGCCAACGCCUGCACAGCGGCCUCCAGUGCACUAACACCCGCUCACUGUCGUUGCAUCUCGGAGGAUGGAUUUCUGGAUGAGAAGGACAUUGCAACCUGUAUCAAAGAGUCAACUCACACGUCAGGCACUCAGCAACUCCGCAGGUGCUCAUUCAAAUCCAUCCCACGCACCCACCUACCUGUCGCAGCGAUUUGUUUGAUCAUCUUGGCGAGUAUGAGCCUCUCCUCGCGGAGCAGGCGGUCCAUCGCUUGGUAGUCCUGACACAAAAGUUCAAUGUACGCGUGUACCAGCAACAGUCUGCACACAAACUUGGACGUAUCCGUCAGCUCUUGGUCACCUUGAUGGUGAUAUUAUUUUCGAUGUCUGUUUUCGGCGGGGACAGGCAGAACUGAAUGAGGCCCACAUUCGCAUCCUUGACAAAACUGCGACCCCCAGCAGAGCGAACAACCUGCAGAGAACGCAUCAGCGACAUGAAGACGAUGCACUCUGUCAUCGACUUCAGCCGCUUACUUUUUGCUGCGUGAACACGAGCCCUUCUACGAGUUCCGUGUCGUCCACAGUGCCGCCCAGCUUCCUGCACAGAAACACAAGACGUACAUGAGAUGCGAUCUCCUCAGGGCAGGUGCGCUUGUCGUGGUGCACUUGACGACGCGGAUGUCGUUCAGGUCCACAUUGUCUGGAUUGGCAGGGUCCAAGGCCUGCACCAGCCAAACAGCAAAGUGUCAUUCUGUUUGUGGGCAUGCAGUGGUGCACACGUGCGUAUGUAUGACCUUCAUGACUGCAUCGACGGCUAUCGGCGCAAGCUGUGCGGCAUUCUGGCUGACCACCUGAAUGAAUCAAUUAGUGGAUGCGCAUGUAGACCGGCACAGCAUCAAGUGGAGUGUCUGUCACCUGUAUGCCGCAUGUGCAUGUACCUUUGAGCUGAGCGAUGUGGCUGCAUUCUUGAUGAGGACAUCCCUGUCGUUCAGGUCAACAGAUGUGGACAUCUCGCGAAGAAUCUCCACGGACUGAGAACGGGGCACGGCGACGUCGAGAGGUUUGUCUCCCUCCCUCUCCCUCUCACCCUGACCACCAUAAAUGUAGGUGCCCUACCUUGUUUGAUGCCUGCAGGAACGCCUCGGCAAUAGCCUGUGGGUGGAGCCCCUUGUUGAGGAGCAUCUCGGCUGCCCCGAGCAGCGCUCCGGCGAUGACGACCACCGACGUCGUCCCAUCGCCAGCCUCGACGUCCUGCGCCUUGGACAACUCCACCAACUGAUACACCACAGGACACAUAACGGGCAGACAUGGUCGCGGAUUGAUAGAUCCGCCUUUCUGCGUUGUGCGCACGCAUGUAUCACUUUACCAUUUUGGCUGUCGGGUGCUGCACCGCCAUUUGCUUGAGUAUGGUUGCACCGUCAUUGGUGAUCACCACGCCCUCCUUGGCAUCCUGGAUCUGAGGAAGAAGCAAGACAAGACGAAGACCCACGAAUGAAUGGCGCACAACGACAGGCUGCGGCUGCUGAUCGUACCAUUUUGUCCAUGCCUCUGGGCCCCAGGCUCGUGCGAAUGGCAUCCGCCACCGCUGCAGGCAAACACAUGCCCAUCCGGCGAUUCACUCGCACAGUUUCACCCGAGACAAGCACGUGUGCACGUUGCAUUUGGAGGAGUUGAUGAAGCUACCUCUUGCCGCCACGAUGUUCUGUCGCCUCACAUCUUUCGUCUUCUCAUUCUUGCUCAGCUGUUCUCCAUGACCCUUCCACGCCUGAAUCGGAGCUGAAGGAAGAAGACAUUCGAACAACACAUUCCCGCCACUUGCCCGACCUGAAAGUUGCGCACCUGAAACUUGCGCCAUUUUCGUCUUCG